Molecule: messenger RNA, 2488 nt
Organism: Opisthorchis viverrini
Lineage: Eukaryota; Metazoa; Platyhelminthes; Trematoda; Opisthorchiida; Opisthorchiidae
Exons: 7
Coding region: 1-2475 (824 amino acids)
Source: RefSeq, a predicted model, not a curated record
AUGCUUGUUUGCUGUCAGAAAAAAUGCCUAGUUUUGCAUUUCUGCCAGCAAUUCAUAUACUUGUUUGGAUUGGUGACAGCCUAUCUGUCACCAAAAGACAACAUAAUCUACAGCAAGGUAGACGGGCAAAUUAAAUGGUGCUCGAAUCAAGUGAAAACUGUUUGUAUGCCCGAAAUACAGGAAAGUGUAAACUGUACAGUCAAGCAGUUUGAAGAAACUUACGGAGAACCACAAAGCAAAGUUCGUUACUUUGGUCGAACGUUUGACACGCAGAAACUGGAAGCUGGCCUUUACCAUAUUUCAUGUGUUGAUGUCACCAAUGUAGUGGAACAAAUGAAACUGAUUUUGCAUGACCUUCAGUUUUAUCUCGACUGUGCGUCAGCACCUCGAGCUCUUACCCGGUUCGAACGGAAGCAAGCAGUGAAAUUUUGUGUCAAACACAUUCCGCUUCGCGCCUCUUGGAUAAGGUAUGUACCGCAGCUCAGAACGCUAGGAUUCUUGCACACCAAAUGCGGUGAUACAUCCGGUUUGCUUCCCUUCCUAAACGGUACAUUGUUGCCAACACAAACAUGGGAUUUGAUCUCGGUAACUUUCACUGUUCUUUGUGAGGACAAAACAUUCAAUUCAACUGUACAUUUUUCUGAGCCGGUCGUUUCCAGAAUCUCACAAGAAAUAAGUAAUCCUACCGCAGUGAAUGAUCGAAUGGGAUUAGACCUAUUUUUCUCCGGGCCACGAACACUGAGCUACCUGCUAGAUACGCAAAUCCCUAGUGUUGAGUGUUCCUGGAACGAUCUACAGGAUAAUCAAAGUACGACGGAGCUAAAUUGGAUGCAACUGAAUGGGGAAAUUGGUUAUGAAGUUAGCAAACAUGAUUCAGGCAGCAGCUUGCUAACGGUACACAACUUUUCUGAGGCCAUUUCGACAAACACUUUUCGCUGCACCUCGUGGGCGGAAGAACGAUGUUUCUCGAAACUGUGGAUAUUCAGUCAAGUGCACCCCUCGCCGGAAAUUCAAUUUUCUCCACUGGAUCGUGUUCAAGCGUUUCACGACAUUCUUUACUGCAACGCCACCCAUGCACCAAGGGAACAUACCCGAGCACGCAUGCGAGUUCUGUGGGGAAACGGGACAUUCGUCACAGAUGAUAAUACAGCCACGUGGCCAAAAUUGAGACCGCUAACGCAAAGUGUUCUUUUGGAAUGUGAGGCAGAAUUGCAAUAUAUGAAUAUUACUUACUCCCGAAAGUCUGAGAGCUUUCUGGCCCAUAUUACCUCUUACGCGAACAUUUCCUUCGAACCAGAACGAAGUGUGUUUUGGGCCACAGACACAUUGCGAUGCACAGUGAACAACGAUGACCCUCGAAUUCAUCCCUACAUCAUACUGGCGGAAUACCCUACUGAAUUCCAUCCACGUUUGUUCUACGAAACAAUUGAUUUCGCCGAAUUUAUCCCCGGUGAUUACGUAAUCAAAUGCUAUUACUUUGGCCCCAAUACUGAAAAAAGAGUGCUAACAAAAAAUAUUUAUGUUGCAUUACCCCCAACUAGUAUUGAGGCCGAGCAGUAUGUCAAUUUAUUGGGCCGGCCGUCGAUGCGCUGCGUCGACAACGGAUAUCCUCAGUCACAUGUGAGUGUUCAGUGGACCGGGCCAGAUUUGACCGCCUGUUGCGAUGUCGUGGAUCAUCAGUUAGUCCUUUCCCAAGUGGCCACACAUGGUGUAUACAGGGUAAAAUGUGACGCGGUCGUGACACACUCCCUACUAACGCUCCAGCUUUCUACAGACGCCAGCUUUGUGGUACUCGGAAUGAACUUCCGCCCACAAGAAAUUCUCACAAAAUAUAUGGACAAUACAGUAAACAAGAUCAUCAUCAUUCUUUUUUCGGCCGUCGGCUAUGGACUGCUGGUGUUGUCCAUAUCAGCUACUUGGUUCCUUGCUAUGAAGUUGAACAAAAUACGUUCCAAAAAACGCAGGGAACAGAAGCUUCCACCUGGUGAAUACGUCAGAGUUCCGCAAAAUAUUUUGUCAAAAGAGGAGCAAGUUAUUUUGAUUGAACUCCUGUCAAAAUUCGAUAUGGUGGCACAGCUCGUGGCAUCGCUUGUAAAGGAAUCACGAAGUAACAAGAGGACAUUCAUUCUAAGGGGAUUCGAUUGGCGGGAACGACGUGGUCCCAGGUUUCCGGAUUUUAAGGAUAAAGAACGGAUUCCAGACAAUACAUAUUCCUGGAAGACCGCUUUGUUCUCAUUUCGCCCUACCUGUUUAAAGGAACUGCACAGAAUACAUAACCAUAAAUGGUCUGGGAGUGUUGGAACGACCUCGGUGGAACGCUUCACGAUUGAUGACCACUCCGAUGAAUUUGCAACUGAUAGAGCACCACAAAAAAGAAAAAGAAGAGGCAAAAGUUCGUUCUUACGACGAUCACCCGGAACUAAAACUCUACCCUUUAAAAGGCGUAGACGCGUUUUACGAUCCAAAAAAAAGUAACAAAGAAACCCAU